Meloidogyne enterolobii is the source of this 1416-nucleotide messenger RNA. Lineage: Eukaryota; Metazoa; Nematoda; Chromadorea; Rhabditida; Meloidogynidae. The record is from the annotation of a GenBank genome assembly.
UUCGAGAUGUACAUCUUUGGGCUUGGAGAUGAAUUUGCAAUUAUAUUAUUAUUAAUCUUUGGGUUUUAUAAAUUUACUCAAUUUUUUGUGUUUUUGCUAUUAUCAACAUUGUCUUUAAUUCUUUGGAUAUGGCAUUUAUACGACAAAAAACAAUAUUGGCAAAAACUUGGAGUGCCGUGUUCUCCUACAAAUAUUUUUGUAGGGCAUAUGCUCGAAGUAAAAUCCAAAGGUGGAGUAAUACAAUUUGAUAAAGAAAAUCGUGAAAAAUUUGGGAAAACAUAUGGAAUGUAUCUUCUCGAUAUGAACAACCUUGUUACAUCGGACAUGGAUUUAAUCAAACAAGUUUUCAUUAAGGAUUUUGUUCAUUUCCCGACACGUUCCGGCUUUCCGCUUACUCAAAAUAAAAAGAUUAUACAAAAUAGUUUGCUUAGAAGCAUGGUUUCAGUUGUUCAAGGGGAUGAUUGGCGACGUGUUCGUAAUACUAUAACGCCUGCAUUUACUGCAGCUAAGCUAAAGAAGAUAAUUCCAACUAUAUCCGAAAGCAGUAAUGAAUUAAUUAAUUACAUUUCUUGUAAAUAUGUUGUAACAAACGAAGAAAUACCUUUGAAGGAAAUUUUUGGUCUUUUUACUAUUGAUGUGAUAGGUCGUUCUGGAUUUUCAUCAGAUUUUAAAACAUUUUCUGGGGAGGAGAAUGAAAUAGUUAAACAAGCUUUGCUUUUUUCAAACGCAACAAAAAAGAUGGCUUUUUUUGCCGUUCUGACAUUUUUCCCUUCGAUAAAAGAGUUAUUAGAAAAUUACUUUUCGAUUGAUUUAUGGGAUAUGCCUGCACAAAAGUAUUUUCAUGGUCUUAUGUCCAAAUUGUAUGAUGAACGUAAAGAUGAUCCUGAAGCAAAGGAUAAAUUCAAUGACAUUUUUCAAUUACUCAUGAACGCUGUAAAUGAUUCUGAAAUUGAAGAUAUUACAAUGGAACAAACUACUAAUGAAAUAAAUAAUAAUUUGAUAGCGAAACAGAAUGAUAAAUAUCUCAGCAAGAUAGAGCUUUUUGCCCAAGGGUUCAUGCUUUUAAUUGCUGGUUAUGACACAACAGCUUCCGUUUUACAAUUUGCAGCCUAUAUGCUUGCAAUGCAUCCCGAAGUUCAAGAAAAAUUGCGAGAAGAAAUUAAUAGUGUGCUUGGGAUAGAUGAGGAUAUUUUAUAUGAACAUUUAAAAAAGAUGGAUUAUCUUCAAGCGUUUCUGCAAGAAACGCUAAGAAUGUAUCCACCAGCUCCAGUUUCAAAUCGUGCUUGCAAUUCUAAUCUAACUCUAAACGGAAUUAAUUUACGUGAAGGAGACCUCGUUUCUAUACCGAUUUAUUCUAUUCAACACAAUGAAGAAUUCUACCCCGAACCUGAAGAAUUUAAGCCAGAGAGGCAGUGA